This is a messenger RNA of Pyrus x bretschneideri (Chinese white pear), 2019 nucleotides long. Its product is annotated as peroxisome biogenesis factor 10. The transcript has 11 exons. Gene Ontology annotation, molecular function: zinc ion binding. The coding region runs from base 222 to 1415 and encodes 397 amino acids. The record is from RefSeq and is a predicted model, not a curated record. NCBI's taxonomy places the organism in Eukaryota, Viridiplantae, Streptophyta, Magnoliopsida, Rosales, Rosaceae. Gene Ontology annotation, cellular component: peroxisomal membrane. Gene Ontology annotation, biological process: protein import into peroxisome matrix.
GUUGAUCCUUUUUAAUUCCGACGACAUUUGCUACUCAUUUUGCGUCAAUACGACGUCGCACUGGUGUUUAUCUUCUUCUUGUUUCAUCUCUCUCCCCUCCUCGAAAACCAAAGUCUCUCCAGUCUUUUCUGUGUUUCACUUCCAUUCUUCAAAUUCAAUUCUCAGCCUUUCACGAUCCCCGUAUUUGGAAUUGAGAUUGCAUUUACUGACACUGGUAGCAUAUGGGUUGGAACGAGGCACCUGGGUCGGGGCAGCAAACCGGCCCGAGCGGGGGAGAACCGGGUCCAAGCAGCAUCAGCAGCGACCCGGGCGCGGCACGGCGGUUCCCGCCGGCGGCUCAGCCGGAGAUCAUGAGAGCCGCCGAAAAGGACGACCAGUACGCCUCCUUCGUCUACGACGCUUGCCGCGACGCCGUCCGCCACCUCUUGGGUACGAGAGUUUCUGUAGCUUACCAGAACGAGACGAAGCUUCUUGGGCAAGUGCUUUAUUACGUUUUGACAACAGGGUCCGGCCGGCAGACACUUGGGGAAGAGUAUUGCGACAUCACUCAGGUUGCAGGACGUUAUGGACUGCCUCCGACCCCGGCAAGGCGGGCACUUUUCAUUGUGUACCAGACAGCUCUUCCUUAUAUUGCAGAACGAAUUAGCUCUAGAGCUGCUAACCGUGGCAUAGCCCUUGCUGAUUCCGAAGUGCUCUAUGGCUACAGUGCUUCAUUGAGCAAUGAUGCUCAAUCUUCUUCAACUAUUCAUGCUUCAACUGCCUCUACAUCUGGGCCAUCUGUUUCAGCUUUGAGAAGAUUAAAAGAGAAGUUCAACGGGUUAUGGAUUUCGUUAGUCCGGCGAUGGCCUACGGUGCUUCCUAUAGCUCGAGAAUUUUUGCAAUUGGUUAUUCGUGCUAACCUCAUGUUCUUUUACUUUGAAGGCCUUUUCUACCAUAUAUCAAAACGAACAGCAGGUAUUCGUUAUGUGUUCAUCGGAAAACCAUCUAACCAAAGGCCCAGAUACCAAAUUUUAGGCGUAUUUCUAUUGAUUCAGCUUUGUAUCAUAGCUGCUGAAGGACUGAGGCGCAGCAAUUUAUCCUCUAUUUCAAGUUCAGCUCGUCAGACUUUUGGUACACACCAAACUUCUGCAGGUCGAGAUUUGCCUGUGUUAAAUGAGGAAGGUAAUUUGAUAUCUGCGGAUGCUGCCAAGGGAAGUUGGGUCUCUGAAUCUUCAGCUUCAGAGUCUCAGGCCAGCGGGACCAGCAAAUGCACACUCUGUUUGAGUAAUCGCCAAUACCCAACAGCCACACCUUGCGGUCACGUAUUUUGCUGGAGCUGCAUUAUGGAAUGGUGCAACGAAAAGCCAGAAUGCCCUCUCUGCCGGACUCCCAUAACUCAUUCGAGCCUAGUUUGCUUGUACCAUUCAGAUUUCUAGCAUUUGAUCGUGCCAUCGUAAUCAACCACAGCAUUCGCCAUUCGGUAAACAGAAACAAAAAACCGACUUGCAGUGAAGCAACUUGUCCUCGAAUUAUAUGAUAAAUAGGUUAGGAACGGACGCACCACCUAUGUGCCUUUUAGAAGUUAGAAUGGUGCCUAUAAACCUGUAAUGUCGUCGGCACGCAGUUGAGUUCGCAUGUCACCUGAGAAAAUGAAAUACUUCUCCCCGGCCUGUUGUGGCCGCGCUUAACCGCAGUGUUGAUAUUUGAUGCAGUUGUAAUUUUUCUUUUUACAAAUGUUAUUUUGUUCUAAAUUAAUCUAAACUGCAUCAAGGAAAAUUGAAACUCGGGUGCACUAGUAGAGCGUAUUCACUCUAUCCAAUGAGAUCGCACUUAUGUACGCAAUGAAACUCGGGUACUUUUUUUUAUUUUUAUUUUUUAAAAUAUUAGAAGUAAUAUUACUAUUUUUAAGUUACACUUAAAAAGUGGAGGGGGCGUUUUGAGUUCAGAACUCAUGGUUGAAGAAGACGACCUUAUCCAUAAGGGGUGGAUAUAACUCAAGUAUUAAUUUUUCCUUUUUGACAAGUAAUAGAAUAUCCACGA